Liolophura sinensis is the source of this 2608-nucleotide messenger RNA. Its product is annotated as protein FAM81A-like. The transcript is spliced from 6 exons. NCBI's taxonomy places the organism in Eukaryota, Metazoa, Mollusca, Polyplacophora, Chitonida, Chitonidae. The record is from RefSeq and is a predicted model, not a curated record. Bases 106 to 1212 code for a protein of 368 amino acids.
CGAGCGUGAUAACCUUUGACCCCACCAGAGGGCAGCACCUAUCGAUAGCGAUAAUGUUUACAAAUCAUGGCGGACCUGGGUUAAAAAUGAAUCAUACUUUGUAAAAUGUCUGGAUCAAAUUUACCUGUGCUGAGACGGAGUGGCCAUGAGCUUGCUGACCAGUACAUCAUGCAAGCCCCAUCCAGAUUGGAGGUGUUAGAAGACCGACUCAAUCAGCAGGAGAGAAACACACAGCGGCUGAUAGAAAGAGCCUUCAAGAUCAAGGAGGAUGUUCUGGAUAGUCUCAACUUCUCCAAGGGAACCUGGCAAGAAGAGAAGCACUCCAGGGAAAUGCUUGCUGAACACAUCCGCAAUAUAACAGCUGUUGUCAAUAAGCUGAACAGUGACAUUGGGAUUAUAGAGGAACAGCUAAGAGCAAGAGAUGCAUCCGCCACAACAACAACAUCAGCAGUGAAAAACCUGGAGGUUCACCAUGUGGCUACCCUGACAGACCUGCGCGGCAGAGUUGUGCGCUGUGACAACUCCAUUUCUAAACUCUCCACAGACCUGCGCUCCUGUCAUGACUAUGUGAAGUCUGUAGGCAAUCAACAACAAGACAUACAGGCCAAGUUCAAUGACCGACUCCAUAGCCUUGAAGCUCAGAUUUUACAAGUUCUAAACCAGCUUGACAGAUCGUCCUCUGAUAACAAAAUCCAGUUACAACAAGUUGAGGGAGGGACUAACCAUCAGCUCACACUGCUUGAGUCCAAAACUAAGAGUCAGGUUGAAGAUCUUAGAAACAAUUUGUCUACAUACCACAUCACAGAGGAGGCCGAAAGAGAGAAACUGGAAGCAAGGUUACUCAGUAGUAUUGAAAAGGCGCUUCAGCCCAGAGAUGUCAGAAUGGACAGAUUAGAAAAGCGAAUAGAUGAUCUUCAUAUAAUGCUGGACACCAGGUUGAAGAAAGUGGAACAGGCCAAAGAAAAAGAUCUUGCCAGCUUGACAGCAUUUCAAAAGACAUUAGAAUCCAAAAUCAUCGAGCGAUUAGAAACAGGAUCAAAGAAGCAGGCUGAAGAUUUCCAGCGACUAAAGCGAGAGUGUCGAGAAGGCUUCUCCACUGUCCAUGACAGCAUCACAAACAUGAAGACUGUGGUAGAUGGAAAGAGGAAACUUUUGGAGGAACAGCUGCGUAAAGAAAUUAGCCACAUCAGAAAAAUGGUUGUUCUUGUCUGAGAGUUGCUGAAAAUAAUCAUUCUCUUCUGAGAAUUGGAAUGUCUUUUGGGCAUUGAUUGUAGGGACUUCACCUUUGCCUUGAGGUCAUGUAAAACUGGACCCAUGAAACUCCAAGAUGAUGCUUGUUUUUUGUAGAAUAUAAAAUCAAAUGAGUUUUGAGAAUCUUGCCAAAAACAGUCAGUGGUUAGGAGAGGAAAGUAAUCAACCAAAAAACGUUGAAUGAUUUAAAUUUACAAUGAGAAAAGCGUUCCACAAUUCCAUGUGCAUGUUCUAAAAAAUUACAGAUUUUAGAUGUAUAUGGGACAUGUAUGUAAUAUUCUUUUGUUGUCGGUUGUAAUUAUGCAGACGUUAAAAUGUUGUAUCUGCACCUUGUUUUGUCUCUGACAAAUGACAGUCUUAACCUUAUACAGAGAUGAGAAAUCCUAUGAUGACAGAUGGAGGAAAAUUGAACUGUGAUCUCUUGUUAAUAGUUGAAAUAUGUUUUGCAAGGUGUUCAGAGUGGUUUGAACCAUGCUGUGUUCAUCCACAGCAGACGAUGGUUCUCCAUGCACUUUCUCUUGUUUGUUUGUAUAAGCAUGUAUAAGCCAGCAUGACUUGCCUAAGAAUUAUGCUUCCAAUUUUACAAACAUUGAAAGCAGUUUAGUCUUUACCUAGCAGCAUUAACAUUUAUAAACAUGUAUUACCAUGCUUUUUACUUAUGAAAUUCAAAUUAAAUGACUAUAUCUGCUGGACCUUAUAGCUCCAAGCAUUGCUUCCCACUCAUCAGCAUGUAUUGUUUACCUAUUUAAUUACAGCAGCACAGUCUUCCUCAUAGAGUACCUCUUAUUUGUCUCAAUUGUCACCUGUCUUAUACAUCAAACUGUGGCCUACAUCACCCACCUUAUACAUCACACAGUAGCCUACACCACCUGUCUUAUACAUCACACAGUAGCCUGCAUCACCUGUCUUAUACAUCAAACCAUGGCCUACACCACCUGUCUUAUACAUCACACAGUAGCCUACACCACCUGUCUUAUACAUUACACAGUAGCCUACACCACCUGUCUUAUACAUCACACAGUAGCCUACAUCACCUGUCUUAUACAUUACACAGUAGCCUACAUCACCUGUCUUAUACAUUACACAGUAGCCUACAUCACCUGUCUUAUACAUCAAACCAUGGCCUACACCACCUGUCUUAUACAUCACACAGUAGCCUACAUCACCUGUCUUAUACAUCACACAGUAGCCUGCAUCACCCGUCUUAUACAUCACACAGUAGCCUACAUCACCUGUCUUAUACAUCAAACCAUGGCCUACACCACCUGUCUUAUACACCACACAGCACCUCACCUGUCUUAUACACCACACAGUACAUCACCUGUCUUAUACCCCACACAGUACAUCACCUGUCUUA